This is a messenger RNA of Exophiala aquamarina CBS 119918, 540 nucleotides long. RefSeq lists its product as uncharacterized. NCBI's taxonomy places the organism in Eukaryota, Fungi, Ascomycota, Eurotiomycetes, Chaetothyriales, Herpotrichiellaceae. The record is from RefSeq and is a predicted model, not a curated record. Bases 1 to 540 code for a protein of 179 amino acids. The transcript has a single exon.
AUGGCCUCGAUACGGAAUUCUCUACGCCCUGCCUCGCGCUUUGUUACCGGCCACAACAAGACGGAUGGAAAAUCGGUCUUUGAGCCGAUGGUGGACAAGAAGCCACCAACAACCACCUACCCUGGUGGCAUGGAGAUAUCUUUCUGCUACGCCACCCAAGGAUUUCCAAUCGAUGUCAGCGGUGAGCACGACAUCAAAGUGUACCAAGACUUUGUCCAAAACCCGCCCGGCAUCCUUGUCCACAACGGAUCUGCAGCGCGGACGAUCGACUUCCCUCCCGGCUAUACCACACCGAUGCAUUGCAGCAUGACACUGAACUACAAUUUCGUAAUCGAAGGGGAGGUGGAGGUCAUCUUGGACUCGGGCGAGACGAGACGUCUCAGUCCCGGGGACAGCUUGGUUCAGCGAGCCAUCAACCAUGCUUGGAGGAACAUCAGUGAGACCGAGUGGGCGAGAAUCACGGCGGUGGUGUUGCCGAUAAUCGGUCACGACCAGGUUGCUGCUGGGCAGGGGCCGCACGGAGCAACGCCGACAGCAUGA